Molecule: messenger RNA, 3462 nt
Organism: Erythranthe guttata (spotted monkey flower)
Lineage: Eukaryota; Viridiplantae; Streptophyta; Magnoliopsida; Lamiales; Phrymaceae
Source: RefSeq, a predicted model, not a curated record
AUGAUGAAUUAACUUAAUAUUUUGAAUCGAGUGAAAUUGAAUUGUGAAACCGGUUCAAAAGUAAGUAAUCUUUAUUUUGCAAAGUCAAAAUAAAUUAAGAAUUUCAAGCAAGUCUGCGUCUCUUCAACAAGCGGCGGCGGCAGCGGCGCUCUCUCUCACCGGAGGAUAUGUACUUCAGCUAAUGAGGAGCUCAUAUUCCUAUGUCCGAUCAUCGUUAUUAAUUAAUAUUUUAAUAUGAAUAAUGCCGCCGCCAAAUCAUUAUACCCUGCUCAGCACCUCCGCCGAGCCGCGGAUUUGAGCUCAGCCGCCAACAACUAUGCCGCCAAGCUUCAGCUCUGCUGCCAACGUGGCCCUUCUCAGUACACUCCUGCUCUUUGCAUCCAUGCCCACAUGAUUGUUUCUGGGUUCACUCCACGUGCCCACAUUCUUAACCGUUUGAUUGAUAUCUACUGCAAAUCUUCCAACUUUAACUAUGCAAAAAAACUGUUCGAUGAAAUUCCUGAACCAGAUGUCGUUGCAAGAACCACUUUAAUUGCGGCAUACUCGUCUUCUAGAAAUCCAAAGUUGGCCAGAGAGAUAUUCGACAAAACCCCUUUAAGAAUCCGCGACACUGUUUGCUAUAACUCCAUGAUCACUUGCUAUUCCCAUAACAACGAUGGCCAUGCUGCUAUUCAACUUUUUAAAGAAAUGAGACAAAUGAGUUUCAAACCAGAUAAUUUUACAUACACGAGUGUGCUUGCAGCUUUGGCACUUAUAGCGGACCGUGAGAGGCAUUGUCACCAGCUGCAUUGUGUUGUGGUCAAAUCAGGUACUGGUUUAGUUACUUCCGUCGUGAAUGCACUCAUUUCAGUGUACGUCAAGUGUGCUUUCUCUCCACUGGCAUCAUCCUCUUCAUUGAUGGCUUCAGCCAGGAAGUUAUUUGAUGUUAUGCCGGAAAAGGAUGAGUUGUCGUGGACGACAAUAAUCACAGGGUAUGUGAAGAACGAAGAUCUUGAUUCUGCUAAAGAAGUUUUUGACGGUAUGGAUGAGAAAUUGGUGGUGGCAUGGAAUGCCAUGAUUUCUGGUUACGUUCAGAAAGGGCUCGUUUUUAAAGUGUUUGAAAUGUUUAGAAGUAUGCAUUCUUUGGGUAUUAAGCACGAUGAUUUUACCUAUACCAAUGUCCUCAGUGCUUGUGCUGAUGCUGGGUUGUUUCUUCACGGUAAGCAAGUUCACGCGUACAUAUUACGAACGGAGGCAAAACCAGCAUGGGCUUUUAUGGUGUCUGUAAAUAAUGCCCUUAUUACGUUAUAUUGGAAAUGCGGUGAACUUGAACAAGCAAGAAGUAUUUUUGAUUCAAUUUCCAUCAAGGAUCUUAUUUCGUGGAACGCAAUUUUAUCAGCCUACGUGAGUAAGGGGAAAAUCCAUGAGGCAAAAUCCAUUUUCGACGAAAUGUCUGAGAAAAAUAUGUUAUCUUGGACAGUAAUGAUAUCUGGAUUAGCACAACACGGUUCGGGUGAAGAAGCUUUGAAACUCUUCAGCAAAAUGAAGUCAAACGGUCUUGAACCAUGUGACUACGCAUUUUCAGGAGCCAUUACCUCGUGUGCCGUACUUGCAUCUUUAGAGCAAGGCCGCCAGCUCCACGGUCAGCUUAUUCGGCUCGGCUUCGACUCGAGCCUUUCAGCUGGUAAUGCUCUUAUUACAAUGUACGCACGAUGCGGUGUACUCGAUGCUGCUUACAGUGUGUUUCUUACAAUGCCUUGUCUGGAUUCUGUGUCUUGGAAUGCAAUGAUAGCAGCCCUUGGACAACAUGGACAUGGAAAUCAAGCGCUGCAACUUUACGAAGAGAUGUUGGAAGAAAGAAUAUUGCCUGAUCGGAUAACGUUUCUCACAGUCCUCUCUGCAUGUAGCCAUGCAGGUUUAGUCGAACAAGGAAAACAGCACUUCAAUUCCAUGAAUGAAAUAUACGGAAUAUCUCCAGGCGAAGAUCAUUACGCGAGACUGAUCGAUUUACUGUGCCGAGCCGGAAAAUUAACCGAAGCUGAAAACGUGAUUCGGAAUAUUCCUUUCGAGCCCGGAGCAUCGAUUUGGGAAGCUUUACUUUCUGGAUGCCGUCUACAUGGAAACAUGGAUUUAGGUGUCGAAGCUGCCGAACGUCUCUUUGAGAUGACCCCACAAAACGAUGGCUCGUAUAUACUUCUAGCAAACAUGUUCGCCACUGCAGGAAGAUGGGAUGACGUGGCGACGGUGCGGAAAUUCAUGAGGGGGCGGGGGGUGAAAAAGGAGCCUGGGUGUAGUUGGCUCGAGGUCGAAAAUAAAGUUCACGUAUUUUUAGUCGACGACACUGUGCACCCUGAAGUGCUGGCGGUGUACAGUUACAUGGCGGAGUUGGUACUGAGGUUGAGGAAGUUAGGGUAUAUUCCGGACACUAAAUACAUACUGCAUGAUAUGGAGUCGGAGCAAAAAGAAUAUGCUUUGUCUACUCAUAGUGAGAAGUUAGCUGUUGUUUAUGGGCUGCUAAAACUUCCGAAAGGAGCCACUAUAAGAAUAUUCAAGAACCUUCGGAUUUGUGGGGAUUGUCAUAAUGCGGUUAAGUUCAUGUCGAAAGCGGAGGGUAGGGAGAUUAUUGUGAGGGAUGUGAAGAGGUUUCAUCAUUUUAAGGAUGGGGAAUGCUCUUGUGGUAAUUACUGGUGAAUGAAACAUGUUACCGUUGUAACUUAUAACCAACUGGAUAUAAAGUGUUCGUUGGUUUUUAUUGUUUAUAUGUGACACUCGCCUUGCAGAAGUGGCUCGAGGUAAUAAUAUGUUUUGUUAUAUUUUAGAUUUUCCGAUUAUCUACCUCCAUAUCACUCGUGUUUCUUGCUGAUGUUUAAUUACUGCUUUAUGAUAUCACAUUUCAAUCUUUGUGGAGAAUAGAAAUCGUGCACCACUAACAAUAAUAUAUAAUUUCUGCUACAUCAGCUUGUAUAAAUUGUAAUUUAGAAUAGAGAUAACAGAGAAUGGGGCAUAAUUUGUCACUAUUGCAUAAAGUUUUGCCUAUUAUCUUUUAACAUACAUCAUUGUUUAAAUCGAAAUUCAAAUUGUCACUAUUUUCUGCUAUAUCUUUGCCUUUGUUUCUCUCUCCAGAUUGAGAAAAGCGACUUUUCACUAUCGCAGUAAAACCAAAGAAUGAGGAGGGUCCAUGAAGUUAGUUCAUCAAGAACUAGAUGAUCUCUCAAAUGCAAUUCGUUUCUAAUUUGUUCCGAGACUGCGAUUGUUGACUUGCUCGACUUUGGUUAUCAUCAGAAUAUUCUUGUGCAAUGCAACUGGUGGAGAGCUUUGGGGCAGCAGUUUGAAUGAAUCUGUUUGAUUUUUUGUUAGAAUCUUAAACAAACAAAUUGAGUUCAUUGAUGUGGAUUGAUUACAAGGUUAGACAAUUCUUCACUUGCUUUUAUACUUGGUUCUUACAUAUUUCUUUCUUUUAGGGAGUUGAAAUAUUAUUGUAUG